Molecule: messenger RNA, 446 nt
Organism: Laccaria bicolor S238N-H82
Lineage: Eukaryota; Fungi; Basidiomycota; Agaricomycetes; Agaricales; Hydnangiaceae
Exons: 3
Coding region: 48-365 (105 amino acids)
Biological process (GO): translation
Cellular component (GO): large ribosomal subunit; ribosome
Molecular function (GO): structural constituent of ribosome
Source: RefSeq, a predicted model, not a curated record
GUUCGACCACUUUUGGCCAUAACCUCCUUGCAACCUCCUUGCACGACAUGUUCUUCAUUCAACUGGCACGGACAGUCCAAUCAUGUUCAAGGUCACAACCCUCUGCAACAGCUUUCCUGCCGCGGUUCUUCUCGGUCUCAUCCGUUGCUGAAGCUGGUUACAAAAUGAAAUCGCAUUCCGGCGCGAAAAAACGCUGGCGGUCGCUCGCUUCAGGUAGCGAUUUUAAACGUGGGAAAGCAUGUCAUUCACAUUUGAAUGCGUCCAAAAAUGCUGCAAGAAAAAAUAGACUAAGCACCACAGCCUACUCAACCAGUGCACAAUCACACAAGCUGAAGAAACUUCUGCUGCCUUAUGGUUCGAAUUAGACGCAGUAACGUCGCUGCCAUGCAUACAUCAUUGUCAGUGUAGGUACAUAUUGUACAAGCGAGGAUGAUCAUCUCAGUCCA